This is a messenger RNA of Dimorphilus gyrociliatus, 2907 nucleotides long. The record is from the annotation of a GenBank genome assembly. NCBI's taxonomy places the organism in Eukaryota, Metazoa, Annelida, Polychaeta, Dinophilidae.
ACCUGUCACGUGGGCAGUAAUAUGGCGGCUCACUAACAUUACCACACCCCGCAGUAGAUUCAGAAAAACUCCGAGUGAACUCACCUGGUUUGGUGGAUGAAUCAUUAAUUCUAAAGAGAAGUUAUUUACAUUCCAUAUAAUUAAAUAUGCGGUGGACGAUUCUCUUCUUUUCCGUAAUUCUUAUAUUACCUUACGUAUUUUCAUCAAAUACAACUAUCACAGACGAUGAGUCUGAUCCUUUGAUUUCCGGUUUAGACCCUUUCUUUAAACUAACACAUGGAUUUAUUAAGCUUAUCUAUCCUAAAACUAUCGUCGAAUUUAUGACUGAGGAGCUUGAUAUUAAAGUACAAGAAGUUGAAACUUCGGAGCAAGCAGAUAAAGCCUUGGAUGAUUUACAGGAUAGUUUCUCAGAUUGGCAGAAAUGGUUAAAAUUCUUUAAACGGUAUGCGGCUUGUGUAGUUUGUGGAGUAGUCGCAUUUGUCAUUAUGCUGUUUACCGGCUUCAUUUUAUGUUGCACGUGCUGUUGCCGAAAGUGUUGUUGUCACGACUGUUCUAACGAUGAAUAUCCUUCUCCAAAAGACAAAUCUUGUCGAAUUGUAUGUGGGCUACUUUUCUUUUGCUUUGUUACAAUGAUUCUGGCGGGUUCAAUACUAGGAUUUUUAGCUAAUAAAGCAAUCCAUAAUCAAUUAGAUACAAAAAGUUCUGACGGAGCAAUUUCUCAAAUUAAAGGUCAUUUAAACUUAAUUGACUCAUAUAUGGACACUGUCUUGGAUGAUGUUGAUAAUGCUAUAGAUAGUAUCCUCAUUUCAGAGGUAAAUAAAUUAAAAUCUAAAAUUCGUGGGCUACCAAAAGAUAUUGAAAAUAAGUUUAGACUUGAGACGGAUAUCACUGAAAUUACUAAUGAAGCAGUAGCUCUAAGUGAACGCAUGAAAAUCAUAAGCGAAGGAGUAACAUUUUUUGAAAGUAAAAGAAAACCUACUAACGAAUUACAGAAUUUAGUCAAUGACUAUAACAGUCUUAAAACUUCAUCAGGCUGUUCUAAUUGUCCAGAUUUUACUGGGCCAACUCAAUUGUCUAAUUUAGAAGCUGAAGCUACUACUUUAAGUAAUAUUGUAAAAGAUUUGGGGACAACAGUUGAUGCUAACUUUAAAAAUGGUACUAAAAAUGUAACUGACGAAGCUUUCGUGGACAUGGAAGAACAAAUAAAUAAAUUACUUGGGGAAGUUGAUCAAAUUAAAAUUUCAGUUUCAGACAAGAAAAGUCAACUAGACGAAAAUUAUAAAGAUAUACAGAAACCUUUGAAAGAUAUUAUUGUUGAUUUAAAUGAUCCCGACACUCUAGAUACAAUUGAUAGAAUAAAAAAUAUUAUCUUUUACGCUGGUAUCGGGGUUUGCAGUAUUGGAGCUCUUAUCUGUUUAUUAUAUUAUAUUGGUCUGUUGAGCGGUUGUUGCGGAGCCGCUCCAAAUGAAGGAUCAUGCAAUCGAUCCGUUGGAGGUAAUUUUCUUGUAUCAGGCAUUACGUUUACGUUUCUUUUCUUUGAAAUAUUGAUGGUCGCUUUAAUUAUCUUAUUUACCGUUGGAAUGUUUGCCCAAGGAGAAAUAUGUGGACCAUUGACGCCUAAAAUAGAAGAAUCUGAUACUAUUGAAAGUUUAAACAAGUUAAUCAGAAUUGGAAUGUUAAAAGGAAAUGAUAUGAAUUUAACUAUUGAUUUAAAAUUCACAAUGAGCGAAUGUAAAAAGGACGAACCAAUUUAUGAUGCAUUCAAAUUAGACCAGAUUAUUGAUUUAAAGAAAAUUCUAAAGUUUACAGAAUAUGAUUUUGAAGGAUUGAUUGAUAAAGCUAUAAACAACACUAAAAAUUCUAAACCGGCGGUGGUCAUAUGGAACAAUGAUAUGAACGAUGCAUACACAGCAAUAAAGGCAGCCAAAAUAGAAAAUAUUAACACUGGAAGUAAUUGGAAAGGUAAACUUGAUCUUGCACAAUUGAAAAGUAGCGACAAAGCGAAAGAAUUUGAGGAAUGGAUAAAAAAGUAUGAAAAAUUACAAAAUGACUUGAUUAAACAUGAUGAUUUAAUAAACGAAAAGAAAGCUGGAAUAGAUAAGGCCUGGGAUGAUUUGAAACAAAAGGCUCAAUCGACAGAGUCGAAUAUUCCAUCGAAAUUGACAUUAACCAUGGAAAUUGUUGUGAAGGGAGCUUUGCAACCCUUUAUAACUUUCACCAAGGACAGUAUAAAUAUUCUUAUUAAAGAGAUAGUGGGUUUGGGUAAGUGUAACAAACUCUACAAGGCCAUUAGCGGCGGAGUUGACACUCUAUGCCCAAAAACUGUUGAUCCAUUCAAUGCCUUUUGGUUCAGUUUGGGUUGGCAGCUAUUUUUUAUGAUUCCAGCAUUUAUUGUUGCGAUUGUUCUAAAUAAUCUUUAUAAAAAGCAAGACGAUGAAGAAGAUGGUUUUGACGAUUUUAAACCGUACGUUCAACAUGAUAAUGCGGCGUACAAUCCUCAUCCUACUUCUCCUCAUCAUGCUCAACCACCACCCAGCUAUCAUCAACAGUACCAAACUCCGCCCAAUGCUCCAGCACAUUAUGCACACAAUAACAUACCACAACAGCAGUUUGGUUACUAGUAGUCUCUUUUUUUCCAGACUUCAUUAAAAUUAGUAAAGAGUUAAUAUAUUUAUUAGUAUAUAUAUAUAUAUAUAUAUACAGUGUAUAUACAUAUAUAUACUAACGUAUAUAUCAACCCUUAUUCGAUGGUUACAUAUGCCAUUUAUAUCCAGAAUAUUUUUAUAAAGUAUUUUUUUUGUUUAAAAACUACAAAAAAAAACAAAUUAAAAACAAAUUUUAUGAUUCAUUUAAUUUUAUACUCUGAUUAUUAUGAAAGAAAAGAAGCAAGUUAAUAUAUUAAAAGAU